Messenger RNA from Diplodia corticola, 1266 nucleotides. RefSeq names its product zn2 cys6 dna-binding protein. Gene Ontology annotation, molecular function: zinc ion binding; DNA-binding transcription factor activity, RNA polymerase II-specific. Bases 1 to 1266 code for a protein of 421 amino acids. The transcript has 3 exons. Lineage: Eukaryota; Fungi; Ascomycota; Dothideomycetes; Botryosphaeriales; Botryosphaeriaceae. The record is from RefSeq and is a predicted model, not a curated record. Gene Ontology annotation, biological process: regulation of DNA-templated transcription.
AUGGCUGCCGCGCACAAGGCCCUUCGUAGGGACAGUCCUGUCAGCCCGACCUUCGACUCCUCCUCGCAGCACGGCAUGUCAUAUAAUCCUUCCCAGCCGGUUUCAGGCACCGCCGUCGCACAGCCCUUGGCCCACCACCUGGAUGGCCACGACCUGCACCCCGGACUGCCCGCCUAUCCCGCCGACUCUGCAAAGACUCUCCACGACAAGCGCCGCCACUCGCGAGGCAAGAUCCAUCCCCAGAUCAAGCGCUCCUCCUCCACGCCUCACAUGCGCGCCCUCGCCCUCGGAGAGUCGAGUCCCAUUUCCCCCAAUUCAGACAAACGCCGCAACAAGCUGGGUUACCACCGCACCUCCGUCGCCUGCGGACACUGCCGUCGAAGGAAGAUAAGAUGUCUUCUGGCCCCGGAUGACCCGCAGGGGCGGUGCUCAAACUGCAUCCGCCUCAAGAAGGAGUGCAACUUCUACCCGGUUGAGCAGCAGAACCCGGGAGAGUCGAGAUCGCAGGCUGCCAAAAGAGGCAGCGUGUCACAGGUCGCUUCUUCCUCGUCGUCCUCGUCUCCUCGCGCAUCCAACGCGUCUGGGCACGAAGCGAUUGAGGAAUACAACUCAUUCCAGCCCAUGGGGUCCGGUGAGCCCCCUCCCGGUUUUGCCGUCACUUCAGAGAUGGACGGGCCUCUUGACAUCAAGGCGGGCGGGACCGUUCCCCAGCAAACCCCGUUCCCGUACUCUCCAAACUUCGACGUGACUACGUGGGGCCAGGGCUACCCGAGUCAGACGCCGUCCGACGGCCAUUCGGAGGCUUCUUCGGUCGCGUACUGGUCAGCGACAGGAGCUCCGGUAUCAGCAUCCUUCUUCACCGAGCCCGUCGGCAUACAGGGCCAAUCGGGCCAGGAAUCGUCCCACGGCCAGCUCGCACAGCCGCAGUUCCCACCGCCCAACCAGCAAAUGUGGCCCGGGGGAGUCGCGCGGUCAAUGUCUUACGGAGGUCCGGAGUCGAUGCCGCACGAUUUCCAACAAUUUCCGCACUCGGGUCACUUGGCCGUGCAGCAACAAAGACAUACGACCCACGAGCUGGGUUCUUCAGGGCCUCCAAACGCAGCGGUGCCAACAUCGAUGGCGGCUUGGCAGCCGUUGAUGCCCCCGGGUUCGGAGGGCAUGCAACCGGGCCCGGUGCAGCCGUACAACGCCCCGUGGUUCGGCGAACCGGCACAAUUGGGAUCACUGGAAGAAGAACACAACUACGCGUAUCACCACCCUUUUUGA